Molecule: messenger RNA, 651 nt
Organism: Thamnophis sirtalis
Lineage: Eukaryota; Metazoa; Chordata; Lepidosauria; Squamata; Natricidae
Source: RefSeq, a predicted model, not a curated record
AAAAACUGAAGAUGUCAGCCAAAGUAAGAUUGAAAGAGAUGUGAAAAGUUAGUUACAAAUAACUAAAAGGUUCUUUUCACCUCCCAUGGACUUUGUUUGCACUUGGCCAAGGGAUGUAUACCACAGAGUUUGGAAAACCCUGAUUUAAGUGUUCUGGCUUCCUUCAUUUUUUUUAAAUCUUAGAUCUGCUGCAUUUCAGAAUGAACCUAUUAUGUUCCCUGCUUAUGUUCCUGUUAUUCUUCAGAAUUCAGUUUGGAAAACCUGCAGGCAGCUAUUAUCCUCUAAAGAACUUCUGGCCUCAAGCUAAACCCUCCAGAGGCAAGGCCAACUGGAUCCACUGGGCUAAUGACAUCCCAUGUUCUGAAAGGAGCUUCAGCUCUGGCGAAGAAGGUCUGAAAUCCACAGUAACCCUUCUGUGCAAGCGGCAAGAGCAUCAAGUGCAGUUAUGGCCAGGGUUGCUUCCAACAAAAAGCAAGGGGGUUCCAUUACUGGAAGGGGCAUUGGUGUUAGAAGGGAGCCAGGAUCUCUCCACCUACAACUGGAAUUCCUUUGGGUUAAGAUAUGGAAAGAGGCAAGCAGUAAAAGCCCAGGAAAAAUCAAGAAAGCCUCAAGAAUAAUGGAGGGGGGGGAAUACAGGGGAGGGGAUGGUUU